Messenger RNA from Paramecium pentaurelia, 573 nucleotides. The record is from the annotation of a GenBank genome assembly. NCBI's taxonomy places the organism in Eukaryota, Ciliophora, Oligohymenophorea, Peniculida, Parameciidae.
UAAUGGUGACUUUUAUGUGUUAUCAUUGUGAUCGUACUUUAACAAAACCUUAAGUCGACAAACAUGUACGAACAUAAUGUAGAAAACCUCCUUCCUUAAUUUGUAUCGAUUGUAAGAAGAUGUUCAGUGAUAACCAUGUUGAUCAUGUUUCAUGUUUGACUGAAAAAUAAUUAUAUUGGGGACCUUAUGCUAAUGUAUUAAUGUUAUAAAUAUCUUAGGGUAAAAAGCCUCAAUAACAGGAAAAUACAUAAAAGACAUAAAAGGACAAUAAUAAAUAAAAGGAAUAAGAAACUUAAAAAGAAAGUGAAUCAAAAUAAGAUUGGAAAGGAUGGAGAAAAUCAAUUGAUGAAUUUAUCAAAUAAAAUUAAUUGGAAGAAGUUAGAUUAAAUGAAGUAAAGGAAAACAUCGUUUAAAGAUUUAUAUCUAUUUUUCCAGAAUAUGAAAAAGAAUAAGCUGAAUAAUUAUUUGAUGAAGCAGUAAUUAAUAUUUUAAAUUAUAUAUUAGAUGAAAUAAAGUAAUAAAUAUUAAGUUGAGUAUGUUGGAUUUAUUGUUAAGAAAGUAAAAUAAGAAUGA